Messenger RNA from Chara braunii, 1192 nucleotides. The record is from the annotation of a GenBank genome assembly. Lineage: Eukaryota; Viridiplantae; Streptophyta; Charophyceae; Charales; Characeae.
GUAAGACUGGCUUUGCCGACACACGCGUCGGUGAUGAAGUUACCGGUGGCUCCAAUGUCGAGGAGGGCCCGAAACUUAGUUGUAGACGCACCAAGGGUGGCGACAAUGAAUUUGAGGUGGAAACGAGAUGAGUUGGCGGUGGAGAUGAUGGUGUUGAGGUGGUGUUGUUCAUUGCCUAAGCGGACAAGCCGAUUGUGUCGAGCUUGUUCCUCAACAACAUCGGAGAAGGUGAUAGUGGAUGGGUUUGGAAGAAGGGUAAAGGAGCAUGAGGCAGUGGGGUUUGCGACGCUUGGGAGCCGUCCGGUGGAGGGGGCAUCACCGGAGAGGGAGGAGGCAAACGAAUUGUCGAUGCCAGAUGAGCCAUCGGUGGGACGGAGGACGUCACCAAUGGGUGGGCCGACAGACGCGGUGUCGAUGCCGGGGCAAUGUCCUAGGGACUGUGUUCAUGAUGAGGAGGGACCCACGCUUGCCGAGGGCAGUGAUGCGGAGGUUGCUGGUCGAGUGGAGGCUGACUGGUGGGUAAAUUGUGCGGCGUUGGGGCAGUUGGUUUGUUGGUGCCCCAAUUGGCGACAACGGAAGCAACCCCCGUUUACUUGGAGGUGUGGUGAGCUCGUCCGAGGAAGUGAUGGAGGUGGUGUCUUCAGGGGUGAUGUGAUGGAAAAAGCGGGUGCGGGAGGGGGCAGGCACGGACUGGUGAUGGGGGUGGAGGAGUCGAAUGUGGUGAAGCAUGCGAGAGAGGAGGUCAGCAAGGGGCAUGUCGGGUUCGUGGGCGAGGGCGGUUGCAAGGUCUUCGUGGCAUACUCGUUUGAUGCGGGAGAUGAACACAAAGUCGGGAAUGACGGUGGUGGGGAGGUGGUGGCGAAGGGAGCGGUUGUAUUGGACGAAGCGGUCCGUGAGACUGGUCUGGCGGAGGUGACAAAAUUGUUCAAGGUAGUCAUCAAUGGUUUUCUGGGGGUGGAAGGUGGCAGUGAGAAAGUUGGCCCAUUGGAGGAAGGAGUGAUGUGGUCCUCCGGAGGCUCGGCGGUUGCUGACUUCAGCCAUCCACCAUUUGGCGGCAUUGCCGAGAAGGCGGGAGGUGGCAAUGGGGAGCCAGUGGACAAGGGGCAUGUGGUGGAGGUGAAAAGAGUUUUGGAGCUGGGUUAAGAAGAGGAAAACGUCCUCGUGGGGGAGGCCGGAGAAGGACAUGAUGUCG